GUUUCGAGGUCGCUCAGAAACAAAUAAAGACGUAGUGGGAAGGAAGUUAAAUAUUAGGGAUAAUACUCUUUUAUCGAGUAACAAAAUCAUUUUGACAUCAUAAACUCAUCCGCGCUUAUCCUUGACAACAGUCGCGCAAACGAAAUUUCUAAACAUUUUCUUUUAAAAAUGAGUCAAAUCACGUUAGCUUAUUGGGAUUUACGAGGUCUCGGAGAACCAAUUCGGUAUCUACUUCAUUACAAAAAUGUAAAAUUCGAAGACAAGAGGUAUCAAGAUCCUGAUACAUGGCAAAAAGAAAAGUUCACCUUAGGCUUGGAUUUCCCAAAUUUGCCUUAUUAUAUCGAUGAUAAAGUCAAGUUGACACAAAGUUUCGCAAUUCUGAGGUACUUGGCUAAAGUAUAUGAUUUGGAAGGAGAAACUGAAGAAGAAAAACUAAGAGCCUCGUUAGUUGAACAACAAAUCUCGGAUCUUCGCAUGUUCUUUUUCCAGAAGGUUGCUUACACAGAUUCUGAUGAAGCACAAAAGGAAGCUUUCAACGCCAUUCCUGGUAUGUUGAAACUUUAUGCUGAAUUUCUUGGGCGUAGAAAAUUCCUCGUCAGCGAUAAUAUCACUUACGUAGACUUUCUGGCUUAUGAAGCUUUUGAUUUUUGUGUCUUGUUUUCAAAGACAGUUUUGGAUGACUUUCCGAACCUCAAAGCUUACCACGAAAGAAUCGGAAAUUUACCUGAACUGCAAGAAUACUUCAGUUCAUCGAAAAGAUGGCCAAUUGUUGGAAAACUAGCCCAUUGGGGAGGUAGUGGUGAAAUGCCAGAAUAGGUAUAAUGAGAGCUCCAAGAACAUUUUAUUCUGAUUAAAAAGAAAGAGAAAACUUAAUGUAUUUUUUAUUUACUAAGCAAUGCUUAUGUAAGUUUCUUUUAUGAAUGUUCAGUGGCAGAUACAUCAACAGAAAUAAAUAAUCAAAAUUAACGAAA
Parasteatoda tepidariorum (common house spider) is the source of this 971-nucleotide messenger RNA. The record is from RefSeq and is a predicted model, not a curated record. Lineage: Eukaryota; Metazoa; Arthropoda; Arachnida; Araneae; Theridiidae.